This is a messenger RNA of Astyanax mexicanus (Mexican tetra), 1986 nucleotides long. Its product is annotated as piggyBac transposable element-derived protein 4-like. The transcript has a single exon. The record is from RefSeq and is a predicted model, not a curated record. Bases 111 to 1817 code for a protein of 568 amino acids. NCBI's taxonomy places the organism in Eukaryota, Metazoa, Chordata, Actinopteri, Characiformes, Acestrorhamphidae.
AAAACUUUCUCACAGCAUAUUGAUACAUUGUUUAUAAACAAACAUUGGCACAUAUAAAGAGGGUUUGGGUGGGAUAUUAUUAGUUGAAUUCUGUAGGAGUAUCAGUCAACAUGAGCAAAAGGUAUUCUGUUCAUGAGGUGCUAGAUCAUAUCUUUGGUAAUGAUGGUGAUCUUGAGGAGAGAGAGGGAAGUGAAGCUGAGGAGGAUGUGUCUGAGGAGGAGGAUGAUGUUCAGUAUGACCCUGAACAAGACCAAACAUCUGAUGAGGAGGACCCAGAUGUCACAGAUGCUCAAGGAGAGGUCUUCAAGUCAAAAAAAGGUGACAUUUCAUGGUUAUCAAGCCCUCCUCAAACCCAAGCCAGGGCACCGAUGGAAAACAUCCUCAGAAUGACUCCAGGGCCUACUAGAUACGCUGUGUCACACGCCCAAGACAUCAAGUCAACGUUUGAACUGUUCUUUCCACGACCUAUUCAGAGUAUCCUACUUGAGAUGACCAACAUGGAAGGGAGAAGAGUGUUUGGUGAUAGCUGGACGGAGAUGGACAAAACACAGCUAGAUGCGCACAUGGGACUGUUGCUUCUUGCGGGGGUGUACAGAUCCUGUAAUGAAGCUACGGCCAGCUUAUGGGAUAGUGAGUCAGGACGCCCUAUUUUUCGUGCCACAAUGUCCCUUCAAGCCUUUCAUGUGUUAUCAAGAGUGCUACGUUUUGACAACAGGGAGACCAGAGUUGCUCGUCGUGAGAAUGACAAGCUUGCUCCCAUCAGGGAGGUUUGGGACAAAUGGGUGGAAAAUUUACCCUUUGUGUACAAUCCUGGGCCAGAGGUGACAGUGGAUGAACGGCUAGUCCCUUUCAGAGGCCGCUGUCCCUUCAGGCAGUACAUGCCAAGCAAGCCUGGAAAAUAUGGGAUCAAAAUAUGGGCAGCUUGUGAUGCAAAAACUGCCUAUGCAUGGAAUAUGCAAAUAUAUACCGGAAAAUCUGCCACCGGAGUGCCAGAGAAGAACCAGGGCAAGCGGGUCGUCCUGGACAUGACCAAGGGUCUUCGGGGGCACAACAUAACUUGUGAUAAUUUUUUUACCUCCUAUGACCUUGCGCAAGAGCUUCUAAAGAGGAAGCUGACGAUGGUGGGAACAGUCAGGAAGAACAAACCUGAGCUUCCCUUAGCUCUUCUUGGAACGAAAGACAGGGCUCCUCUCUCAUCCAAGUUUGCAUUCUCAGAAAGAACCACAGUUGUCUCCUACUGUCCCAAAAAGAACAAAAAUGUCAUUCUGAUGUCAACUCUCCACAGGGAUGCUGGUGUGAGCAGUAGGGAGGACAAGAAGCCAGACAUGAUCCUGGAUUACAACAAGAACAAAGGUGGUGUUGACAACCUGGACAAGGUCACCGGCACAUACACAUGCAAGCGGGGGACAAAAAGGUGGCCAAUGGUUGUGUUCUACAACAUGCUGGACGUUUCGGCAUACAACGCAUAUGUAGUGUGGACUGAAAUAGAUCCAGGAUGGAAUGGAGAAAAACCUUUCAAGAGGAGGCUUUUUCUGGAGGAGUUGGGCAAGUCUCUGGUUUCUCCCUAUAUCGAAAGACGAAAGAGGCUGCCCCGAACCGAAGCGUCUGUUCGUUUGGUGAAAGGGCUUCAGCCAACACUCACAUCAUCAUCCUGUGAUACAAACCAGGGAGGAGAUUCCAGGAGCAGCAAGAGGAAGAGGUGCCAGUCCUGCCCCGCCAACAAGGACAGGAAGUCCAACACCACUUGCCACACAUGCAAGAAAUUCAUUUGCGCGGAGCACACAGUAACCAUCAAAUACUGUGAUUCAUGCAUUUGAACACACACACACACACACACACACACACAGUUAAAGUUUCUGAUGCUAAGUUUCAUGGUUCAUAAGUUCAUAAGUUCAUUCAGAGUGACUCACCUGCACUAACAUCAUAUUAUUUUUCAAUGUUCAGUUUAUGGUUAAUGCAGGCGCACACACACACACACACUGUUGU